Pogoniulus pusillus (Red-fronted tinkerbird) is the source of this 2879-nucleotide messenger RNA. Its product is annotated as B-cadherin. NCBI's taxonomy places the organism in Eukaryota, Metazoa, Chordata, Aves, Piciformes, Lybiidae. The coding region runs from base 5 to 2656 and encodes 883 amino acids. Gene Ontology annotation, molecular function: calcium ion binding; cadherin binding. The record is from RefSeq and is a predicted model, not a curated record. Gene Ontology annotation, biological process: cell-cell junction assembly; calcium-dependent cell-cell adhesion; multicellular organism development. The transcript has 14 exons. Gene Ontology annotation, cellular component: plasma membrane; adherens junction; catenin complex.
GGCCAUGCGGAGGCUGCGCUCCGGGCUCUGCCCGCUCUUCAUCCUCCUCAGCAUCGUCCUCUCUUCGCUCCCGCCGGCGGCCGCAUCCCCCCCGACCCGACCGUGCGUCCCCUCGGGGCUGCGCCGGAGGCCGCUCCCGGCACCAGCCAGCUCUGGAGCCUGCGCGGGGCCGUAUGGGACUGAGGAGGGAAAUGUCGGGGUGCAAAAGGAUGGAGAACGCAGGCAGCUGCCGGGGGUGGGCAGCGGGCUCGCUGUGUCCCCCCUGGAUAUUGCCCCUCUCCGGGAUGUCACUCUUCGGCCAGGCUUUGCUCCAGUUGCUUUGCGGAGCAGACGCUCCCCCCAGGAGCUUCCCGAGGCUCGUGCUGCUCCCAGGAGACGGAAGAGGGACUGGGUGAUUCCCCCCAUCAAGGUUCCUGAAAAUGAGAGGGGUCCCUUCCCCAAAAAGCUGGUUCAGAUCAAAUCCAACCGGGACAGAGACACUAAAAUCUUCUACAGCAUCACGGGGCAGGGAGCAGAUGCUCCCCCGGAGGGCAUCUUCACCAUUGAGAAGGAGUCGGGCUGGAUGAAGGUGACGCAGCCGCUGGACCGGGAGCGCAUCGACAAGUACCAUCUUUUCUCCCACGCCGUGUCAGAGAAUGGCAAACCAGUGGAGGAGCCGAUGGAGAUCAUAGUCACAGUCACAGACCAGAACGACAACAAGCCUCAGUUCACACAGGAGGUCUUCAGGGGCUCCGUGCCCGAAGGCGCUUUGCCGGGCACCUCCGUGAUGCAGGUGACAGCCACGGACGCAGACGAUGCAGUGGAGACCUACAACGGUGUCAUCGCCUACUCCAUCCUCAGCCAGGAGCCGCGCGAGCCCCAUCCCCACAUGUUCACCGUCAACCGGGCCACCGGCACCCUCAGCGUCAUCGCCAGCGGCCUUGACCGAGAGGUGGGGGCUAGGCAGUACCAUAGGGGUGGGCAGCCCUGGUACCAGGCCAUGGGACUGACAAAGUGUCCAUUUGUCUGUCUGCCGCAGCGCGUGCGGCAGUACACACUGACAGUGCAGGCAGCCGACCUGGACGGCGAGGGGCUGACCACAACAGCGCUGGCCGUGAUCGAGAUUGCAGAUGUCAAUGACAACGCCCCUGAGUUUGACCCCAAAACGUACAAGGCAGCGGUACCAGAGAAUGAGGCCGGGCAGGAGGUGGCACGGCUGGUCGUCACUGACCUGGAUGAGCCAAACACGCCGGCCUGGCGAGCUGUCUACUCCAUCCUGCGUGGCAAUGAGGGAGGUGCCUUCACCAUUGCCACUGAUCCUGCCAGCAACGAGGGUGUCCUCCGCACCACCAAGGGUCUGGACUACGAGGCCAAGAAGCAGUUCGUGCUCCAUGUAGCUGUCACCAAUGAGGCCCCUUUUGCUGUCAAGCUGCCGACAGCCACUGCAACGGUGACUGUCAAUGUAGAGGACGUUAAUGAGGCACCCAUCUUUGACCCACCAGUGCGGUUUGCCCAGGUGCCAGAGGAUGUGCCACCAGGGCAGACCCUCACCUCCUGCACUGCCCAGGACCCCGACAAAGCCCAGGGACAGAGGAUCAAGUACCUGGUGGGACAUGACCCUGCAGGCUGGCUGGCUGUGCACCCUGAGAAUGGCUUAGUGACAGCACGGGACCACCUGGACCGUGAGUCCCCCUUCGCCAAGAACAGCACCUACACCGCCAUGCUGCUGGCUGUGGACGAUGGCUCACCACCCGCCACGGGCACUGGCACCCUGCUCCUCACCCUGCUUGAUGUGAACGACCAUGGCCCUGAGGCCGAGCCACGGGACAUCACCAUCUGCAACCGCAGUCCCCAGCCCCAGAUCCUCACUGUCACUGACAGGGACUUGCCACCCAACACUGGCCCCUUCCGCGCCGAACUCACCCAUGGUUCAGGGGACAGCUGGGCCGUGGAGGUCGGCGAUGAAGACGACACAGUCACGCUGCGCCUGGUGGCACCACUGGAGCCAGACCUCUACAGCGUCUACCUGCGGCUCCUCGACCGCCCGGGCAAAGCCCAGCUCACCAUCAUCACUGCGCGGGUCUGCGACUGUGAGGGGCCAGCGCAGGGCUGUCCCCAGAGGCGCCAGCCUGCCACUGCCCUGCCCUUCAUCCUUGCUGGCCUUGGUGCUCUCCUGGCUUUGCUGCUCAUCCUGCUGCUGCUGCUGCUCUUUGUGAGGAGGAGGAAGGUGACCAAGGAGCCACUGCUGCUGCCUGAGGAUGACACACGGGACAACGUCUUCUAUUAUGGGGAGGAAGGUGGUGGUGAGGAGGACCAGGACUAUGACCUGCGGCAGCUGCACCGGGGUCUAGAUGCUCGUCCUGAGGUGCUGCUGCGCAACGAUGUGGCCCCCACCCUCCUGCCAGCCCCCCAGUACCGGCCUCGGCCUGCCAACCCUGACGACAUUGGUACCUUCAUUGAGGAGAACUUGAAGGCGGCCGACACAGACCCCACAGCGCCCCCCUAUGACUCCCUGCUGGUGUUUGACUACGAGGGCAGCGGCUCAGAGGCCACCUCGCUCAGCUCCCUCAACUCUUCCGACUCCGACCGCGACCAGGACUACGACUACCUCAACGACUGGGGCAGCCGCUUCAAGAAGCUGGCUGACCUCUAUGGUGGGGGGGAGGAUGACGAUUAGGGCACCCUGCACCUUGGCACCCCUGCCCUGCGCCUUACUACUGCCCGUGCCUUGGGGCUGAUGUCCCCCAACCCCACCUCGGCAGCAGCCUCCCUCCCUUCCCUCCCCCCCGUUUUUGGUGGUUAUUCUGGUUUCUUUGUACAUGGAUGAAAUGAAGGUGGUGUGAUGCCACGGGCACGGGGAGCUGCCAGGGGAAGGGGCAAUAAAGGAUGUGGUGGUUGUU